Cyprinodon variegatus (sheepshead minnow) is the source of this 1105-nucleotide messenger RNA. Its product is annotated as adenosine receptor A1-like. Gene Ontology annotation, molecular function: G protein-coupled adenosine receptor activity. Gene Ontology annotation, cellular component: dendrite; synapse; membrane. Gene Ontology annotation, biological process: G protein-coupled adenosine receptor signaling pathway. The coding region runs from base 119 to 1105 and encodes 328 amino acids. The transcript has 2 exons. Lineage: Eukaryota; Metazoa; Chordata; Actinopteri; Cyprinodontiformes; Cyprinodontidae. The record is from RefSeq and is a predicted model, not a curated record.
CUACUGGAAGAUGUUUUUGCUGAGGGAUAACACAAAGGGGACAGAAGAAGCUUCUGCAACUUAUUUACCUUCUUUUACAACCUGAUCAAGAUAAAACAGAUACCUGAAGCUAAAAAAAAUGUCCUCACCAGGUGUUGAGAAACAGGAGCAUAUGGAUGUGGUGUACAUCUCCAUUGAGGUAGCCAUUGCUGUGGCCUCUGUCCUAGGAAAUGUACUUGUUGUGCUUGCAGUUUAUGUGAAUCGGGCUCUCCGGGACACCACCUUCAGCUUUAUUGUGUCUCUGGCUGUGGCUGACAUAGCUGUUGGAAGUUUGGUUAUCCCUCUGGCCAUUGUUAUUAGUCUGGGAUUCAGUACCCAGUUCUACACCUGCCUUAUCCUCUCAAGCCUGGUGCUGAUCAUCACCCAGAGCUCUAUCCUGUCACUCCUUGCCAUAGCCAUAGACAGAUAUCUGCGCAUAAAAAUUCCUACAAGGUACAGCGACAUAGUGACCCAGGGAAGGGCGUACAUGGCGGUUUGCAUGUGCUGGAUCCUGUCCUUCCUUAGUGGAUUGGUUCCAUUGGUUGGCUGGAACAACCAAAGCAGCAGGAACCUCAGCAACUCCAGUGAGAUAGUUUGUAAAUUUAAAACUGUUAUCCGGAUGGACUACAUGGUGUACUUUAACUUCUUCGUCUGUGUGGUGGUGCCACUGAGCUUGAUGAUCAUCUUGUAUGGGGAGAUCUUCCGAGUCAUCCGGCAGCAGCUAAACCGCCGUGCAGAAGCUACUUGUGAUAGAGAACGAUACUACAGAAAGGAGCUAAAGCUUGCCAAGUCACUGGCCCUGGUGGUUUUUCUUUUUAUCAUGUGCUGGAUGCCAAUACACAUUAUUAACUGCAUUGAUUUCUUUUGUCCCUACUAUGAAAUACCAAAGUUUGCUGUGUAUAUAGGAAUUUUUAUGUCUCAUGUAAACUCUGCACUAAACCCAAUGGUUUAUGCAUUCAGAAUGAAGCGGUUUCGUCAAACACUAAUCCUAAUAACUCGCCGCUGCAUGUUAUGUAAGGAUACAAUGGCCACUACAUACCCUAGCAGCACUAUAGAAGCAAAUGAUAAAAUGACUGUAAAUCUAUAG